Messenger RNA from Oryctolagus cuniculus (rabbit), 1669 nucleotides. Lineage: Eukaryota; Metazoa; Chordata; Mammalia; Lagomorpha; Leporidae. The record is from RefSeq and is a predicted model, not a curated record.
GAUAGUCUUCCUUCAGGCAUGAGUUAACAAUGUUUUUGGCCAUUAGUACAGUGUUAAUUAAUCGAGAAAAUAUAUAUUAAAUAUUCAUAAACACUUUCGGUAUAUACGCACAUAAAGUUAAGCCGUUGGAGAAAAUACUGAGGCCACAAGCUCCCAGGGCACUAACACUGUAUUUUCCUAGAAGCAGUGAUUCAGUGCUUGCACACCCAGUGUCCACAGUGACUGUAGAACAUAGCAAUAAGUUGGCAAUAACAAGAAGGACGCCAUCAGAAACGAUGGCAAGACAAGGAGAUGAGCUCGAGUUGAGGGUCUUGUGAAAUCCUGCCGAGGGCUGGACUCCCAGAAGGCCUCUUGUCCUACAACAGCUGCAGACUCAACGGUGAUCUGACUUUGGUUACAGGUCCACGUCUACAUGCAGGGACAGGAAGCCCUUUUUUCAGAGAAUAUGCCUCUAAAAGACGUCAUCUUUUACCUCAAGAGACAGCUGUCAGCAGGAACCCCAACAGCAGACAACACGAGGACACCCUUAUGUACUCGCCACGGCACUUCCGUGGCAACAGCACAAGAAGAAGAAGAUGGCUGCAACGCUUCUUUGAAGACUACUCAAGUAAAUGACACUCCUACCAGUCAGAGUGAUCAAAUCAUUUCCCUAGUCAUUAUCCAGGAAGAGGACAGUCCCAGCAGUUCUGAAGAGGGAUGUGUUUCUCUCGGGAACACACACAGUUCUAGAAGUUCAGAGCAAGGCAUCCAGGGGUCCCAGGAAGGAUGCCUAGAGGGGCCCUCUGAGCAACACGGCCCCAUGGAGGUGAGGACAGGGCUCUUACCCAGUCCAGAUGCGUCCUCCCCUGAGCCUGCCCCUACCAAUCAGAGUAGUGAGGGAAACUCCACAAGUGGGGGACAUCAAGAGAGGUCCCACAGUGCCUCAAAAUCAUAUGAAUGUGCGGAAUGCUCCAAGGUCUUUAGCUAUCCCUGUCACUUGAUAGCUCACCAGAGAAGACACAGAAAUGAGAGGCCAUUCGUUUGUGCUGAGUGUCACAAAGGCUUCUUCCAGAAUUCAGACCUGCGUGUGCAUCAGAUGAUUCACCAAACAGAGAAGCCUUUCGUAUGCAGCACUUGUCAAAAGCCUUUCAGCCACAAAACCAACUUGAAGGCUCAUGAAAGAAUUCACACAGGCGAGAAACCCUAUACAUGCUCCUUGUGCCACCAAAGCUAUCGCCAGUCAUCCACAUACCACCGCCACCUGAGGACGCACCAAAAGACUGCUCUCAAAAAUGCUCGCUCCACUCCAGACGCCUCCUCAGCUUCUUCCCUGAUGUGAUGUGUGUGUUUCCAUACUAUUUAGAAUCUAUUUAGAAGACACUGGAAAACUAUUUAGAAGAUUCUGUGAGAACUCAGAAAGUCUCUGGAGCUUGCUCCCGGCUCUUCUUGGGUCUCCACACUUAGACACAGGUGUUAGAAGUGAGCCAGGGAGGUGAGCAUUGUUGCCAGAGCUGAGACCGGUUGGCCAGAGCCCACAGGGCUCCAGUUGCUUGAGUCCUUUGGGCGGAACUAUCCAGAGGAAGCUGAUGGCCCUGAGGUACACCUUUAACAGUGGGGCACACUGCUCACAGUUGGCUAGAACAAUGUCCACAUUGUCCCCUGGGAUUUCUGAACUCAUUAAUGUAUUGCA